Messenger RNA from Rosa rugosa (rugosa rose), 1183 nucleotides. RefSeq names its product probable carboxylesterase 18. Gene Ontology annotation, molecular function: carboxylic ester hydrolase activity. The record is from RefSeq and is a predicted model, not a curated record. The coding region runs from base 69 to 1082 and encodes 337 amino acids. The transcript has a single exon. Gene Ontology annotation, biological process: pollen tube growth. Lineage: Eukaryota; Viridiplantae; Streptophyta; Magnoliopsida; Rosales; Rosaceae.
CAGACAAAUCCGCUUAUACUUCACUCUUAAAUAUUACAUUGUCCACAGUCAACAGCAAAACAAGGGAGAUGGCCGAAGUCCAAAGCUCACCAGAUCUGCCAUGGACCGUCCGCCUCUUCGUCUCCGCCGCUUCCUUCGCAGCCGACGCCUCUCGCCGCUCAAACCUCACCAUCAACCGUCGCCUCUUUAACUUGUUCGACUACAAACCCUCUCCCUUAACAAAACCUCACAAAAACCUCAAGAGCUCCGACGUCGUCGUCGUCGCUGCUGACCCUUCCCGCAACCUCUGGUUCCGCCUCUACACUCCCACCGCCGCUACCACCAAGCUCCCCAUCAUCGUCUUCUUCCACGGCGGCGGGUUCGUCUUCAUGUCCGCCGCUUCAAAACCCUACGACGACUUCUGUCAACGCCUCGCUCGCGAGCUCCCCGCCGUUGUCGUCUCCGUCAACUACCGCCUCGCGCCGGAGCAUCGGUAUCCGUGCCAGUACGACGACGGUUUCGACGUCCUCAAGUUCAUCGACGACAGUCAGAGCACCUUGUUCGAGGGAGCGAAUCUCGGGCAGUGCUUUCUGGCCGGGGACAGCGCCGGCGGGAAUAUAGCGCACCACGUGGCGAUCAGAGCGAGCGGGCACGAGUUUCGGGAUCUGAAGGUGGUCGGGAUCUUGGCGAUUCAGCCGUUUUUCGGCGGAGAAGAGCGGACGGAAUCGGAGAAGAGACUGCAGAGUGUGCCGCUGGUGAACGUAGAGCGGACGGACUGGAUGUGGAAGGCGUUUUUGCCGGAGGGGUCGGAUCGGGACCAUCCGGUGGUGAAUGUGUUCGGGCCGAACGCGGUGGAUAUUUCGGGUGUGGAUUUUCCGGCGACGAUUGUGGUUGUUGGGGGAUUUGAUCCGUUGCAGGAUUGGCAGAAGAGAUACUACGAGGGAUUGAAGAAAAGCGGGAAACAAGCGGAGCUGGUGGUGUUUCCAAAUGCCAUUCAUACUUUCUAUGCUUAUCCCGAGUUGGAUGACUCUUCUGUGUUUAUCAACAAAGUCAGGGAUUUCGUGCAAUCGCUAUCAGUUAAUGCUACUGAAACAAUACAAUAAUAGGAUUUUCAAUUCUGUACCAAUUUGUUUGCCAGGAUAUAUGAAUGUUAAUAAAAUAAAAGAGACAUUCACAAUAAAAGGACUAAAACAAGACAAUGACC